AUGUUCUUUUGUGUUUUAUUGAUUAGUACAACUAAUAUCUCCGAUUCUAAUAUAAAUUACACAAAUAACCAAUUUUAUAGUAACUUAUAUAACGUUGUUAGCACAGCAGAGAAUAUACAACAAAAUACAAUAUUUGAAAACUUAUUACGCAAUGACAAAAUGCAAACAGAAGAUGGGGCAGAUUUUGGUCGUGAUAAAAGUAUUAAUAAAAUAAAUUUAGAUAGUGACCUUACAUAUGAUCAAUAUGCUUAUGAAACAGAAAAUUUAGCUUUAACGUUAAACAAAGAUAGUGAAGAACCAUUUCAACAUACGAAAAGCACUAAUUCUCUCAACCAGGAUUAUUCAAUAUUGGACAUAAGUGCAUAUACCCCUCAGUAUUGGAAUGAUGUUUUUAGUGAUACAGAUGUUUCUCAUACCAACAAAGUUGAAAGAACUUUGCCUUUUACAAACAAUAAUCAUAUUCCUGCACAAACUAACAUGUAUUCUGAUGCAUGUUUGCUUAUACAAAUCGAAAGUAUUCCAGUUACUCAAGAAAAUGAAUCUCUGGCUGAACUACUAAAAGCCUGUUGUACUGAUUACUACACAGAAUUUAAUAAUCAAAAUAUUGACGACCCGGAUUUUGAAAAUGAAUGGUAUAAAAAGAUUUGCAGUUAUAUUAAUUGGGAGCCAAGUGAAUAUGAUAAUAAAAAAAAUUUUUUUCAAGAGUUUAAUUUUGAAGAUGAUAAUAAUAAUUUGGUAGAUCCUAGUUUUAAACAUUGUGGUCAUGAUAAACAUACAGAUGUACAAAAAAAAGAAAUUAACGAAUAUAGUAAUAUUAGUAAUACAAAAUCUUUAAAUAACGACGAAUUGGUUGUAAAUAAUACAAAAGAGCAUGAAAAAGGAAAUGCAGAUUGCAUUAUUAAUUAUAAUUCCUUUAAAAGCUUUUUAUCUGAUGAUUCAAAUAUUGAGAUUUUUGAUAUUUUGAUUGAAAAUAAAAAAGAGUUACAAGCACUUAAAGAUAAGUUUUUUUUUAAUGUAAGAAAACAAUCAUCUAUUGGUCUAAUUCAAUAUAAUUUUACGAAAAAUAAUAAAUAUCGUAACAAUAGUAACCGCAUAAUAUUAAAUUCUAACUGGUUUAAUGAUUUUACAAAUGUGACUUUUAAACUUCUUAUGGAUGACAUUGAAACUCUUUAUUUGUCAGAAAAUACUAAAAAACUGUUUUGUGAAUGGGUUGAAUUUCUAAGAGAAGUUGCUCAGUUUAUUUUUAACUUCAAAGAACACGUUAAUCUAAAAAAAUACAGUCAGUGUGAUGUACUCAGUAACCUAACAUUAAUUGAAACCAUAAUGAAUUCAAUAAUUUUAAAAUUUAACUUUGAAAAGAUUAAAAAUUUUUUGGAGAAAAUUAUCCAAAAACACAAAAAUCCCAAGUUUUUUGAUUUGAAGGUUGAAAAGGUUUUAUUAAAGAUUUUGUACAACAUUAAAGAGGUGGAAGAAAAAUUUAAACAAUAUCGUUUGUAUUUUGCAAGAAUGAAAAUGUAUUUUGAAGGUAGAAUUAAUUAA
Molecule: messenger RNA, 1539 nt
Organism: Vairimorpha ceranae
Lineage: Eukaryota; Fungi; Microsporidia; Nosematidae
Exons: 1
Coding region: 1-1539 (512 amino acids)
Source: RefSeq, a predicted model, not a curated record